Molecule: messenger RNA, 723 nt
Organism: Penicillium canariense
Lineage: Eukaryota; Fungi; Ascomycota; Eurotiomycetes; Eurotiales; Aspergillaceae
Exons: 2
Coding region: 1-723 (240 amino acids)
Source: RefSeq, a predicted model, not a curated record
AUGAAGGUCGAUCUCGAGCGGGUGAUCGCAGCAAUGCUUGCCGCGCAGCCGAACAUGAGGCUCAAUUAUGGUGAAAUUGCCAAGAUGUACGGUGGCAAUGCGAACUACAACUCUAUGGAGCACAGAUUUCGGGCCUGGCGGAAAAUGGCGGAAAACCUGCGCGUCACGGCUGGGGCAGGAACACCCCAACAGAACCCGCAGACUCAUGCUCGGCCUCCACGCACACCCCGAACUCCCCGAACUCCGAAAAUACGCAAAUCCGGCCUUGAACAGCCAAGUCCAGCGUCGAAGAACUAUACGCCCAAGGUUACCAACCCUAAGGUCAGCGAGGAGCCUUCUAUGAUCAUUGAAGUUUCGAGCGAUGAUAUGACUCCUAUCAAGCCUAAGAUCAAGGCAGACAAUGAAUUCAGUCGCUCUUUAAUGGGCAUCAAGCGCCACCAUCUCGAAGAAAGUGUCGACGAUGAGUACGGUGAUGAUGAAGGCGAGGGCACGCCUGAGCAAAUCCCUAAACGAGCGAAACGUGAGGCCUUCCUUGUCGAUGCUGCCCAGUUGCCAGCAUUCGACCUGGAACGGGAUCUAAUCUUCGACAGCCAGACGAACGGCUAUGAUCUCUUUCUCCCGUCCGUCUCAAUGACCGAUGCCGAGGCCUACCGCGCCGGUGCCGCUAGCCUGGACAGCUUGAUGCGGACUGCGGGUGUUGACACGGCCGACAACGAGGCGUGA